CAACAGUAUUAAGCAUUCUUCGUUAAAUUAAACUGUGCGAUUUUAUGCACUUUCACGUUUUAGAAUAGCUUUACUUUGAAUUGAUUUAUUUUUAGCGGGAUUUCUAAACAUUGCUUGUUUGCAAUAUGGCGAAUCAUAUCAAAAACAUUAGGAGACGAAGUAGUAUGUUCAAACCUGUUAUUCAGGCAGAAACGGAUUAUUCAUAUGUUUUCCUAUUCGAUAGACGGAAAGGAAAUGAACCAGAGAAACACAUCUCACUUGAAGGAUUGUCUAGCUUUAACCUCUUUAAAGAAAAGGUGGAGAAGGUUUUUGGGCUCAAGGCAAACGAACAAUUUGUGAUAGCAACGACGGAAAGGGCAGAAGUAAAUGAUGACGAAUCUUACGGGCAGCACGUCGGGCGACGGCGCGACGCUGUCCUGCUGCGUAGCGCGCCUGGCCAGGCAGCUGGCUGGCUGCUUGACUAAUACGGGCGAGGACGCCGUCGAGUACACGCCCACUACGACACGCUCGUCAAGAGGCGUCUACGAGUACUACGCAUCCGAGGGACACAAACCGUCACUACGAUACG
This is a messenger RNA of Priapulus caudatus, 568 nucleotides long. RefSeq lists its product as uncharacterized. Bases 126 to 464 code for a protein of 112 amino acids. The transcript has 3 exons. The record is from RefSeq and is a predicted model, not a curated record. Lineage: Eukaryota; Metazoa; Priapulida; Priapulimorpha; Priapulimorphida; Priapulidae.